GUACAGACGAACUUAAAUAAGGCAACAAUGUCAUCGGUAUAUAAGCGUGGUAAAGUUAAAAGGGCUACACUACUUAUUAAGAGAACACAGCGGAUAAGAAGCCAUCCAAAAAAGAAAACCUAUAAAUCACAGUAUGAAACGUUAAAAAAUAAUAACAUGUCAUUGGCAAAAGCACUGUCGAAAGAGAAACAAGAAUGCCAAGGGUUAUUCGCUCAAAAUGUUCAGUUAAUCGCAGACAUUCAUAAUUUAAGUGUUGCUUGUAGCAACCAUGAUCAUGUAAUUUUAAGCGUUGAAAAGAAUGCAAAGGAAAUAUUAGCUUUGUUGGUUGCAAUGAGUAAUUACGUCACUAGUACGAUAGCAUCUUGUCAAGAGUUCAAAACCAGAAGAGAAUCGAACUCGUUUGCUUCUACUUCACUCGGAAGAAAAGAAUCGAUUAGGAGAAUGUCUACAAAGUCUCCUGCAAAAGGUGUAGUAAAGCCAAUGGUGAGCGGCCAUCUUAUUACAAAACCAAUGAGUAGAGUAAACAUGCAGCGUGUUCAUACUGCCCCAAACUUAAGUUCAAUUGAAGAAGGAUCAAAUUCACCAGACAGAGCUCAACGAGUGGUUGAAGCCAGAUCUCCUAUUGCUAUUUCUAAUAGGCAGUCUAAUUAUGAAAACAGGCAGAGAUGCAGAUUACCUGAGAAACUCGAUAUUAAUUCGUUAAGAAGUGAUGACGAAGAAGAGAGGAGAUUAAGUAGGAGUAACAGACAUUCGGGAAAAUUGUCACGGAAGCAUUCUAAACGAAAUUCUAUGAGGCUUUCUGGAAGUUACAUGACGAGACGAAGUGGCGAUGCAGUCUUUGAUAAUAUUGGCAGUCCUCGAGUUACUCUUAACGACGUUUCAAAACUUUUACAUAAUUCUCAGACUGUUAAUAUUAAAAAGUUGUUUGAGAGUAGCAGGUCCUCAGAAAAUCACAUCACCGAAGAAUCUAAUGAGACAGUCCAUGAACAAGUAGCAACUGAAAUGUUACCAAGUACGGAAGACUUAUCCGAUUCUGAGUCAAGAACUCUAAAAAAUAGCGAAGAUGAAUAUUCUCCACCAAGUGGUAAAAAUAAUAAGAACAAGCGAAAUAAUGUAAUCGAUGAAGAUGAUCCAUUAGAAGGCCCAAGCUGGUUAUUUAGUAAUUCCGAAACUGACCUUUCGGACUCGGAUACUGUGAUCCAACAAAGAACGUUACCUUUUAAAAAUAAUUUAUUGGAUUCUCCGACUAGUGAAGUACAGUCUGAUGACAUGGUGUGUUCUCUUACACCUCAAAGAUCUCUAUGUCAGUCAAAAUCUAUAAAUAACAUUCAAGUUAGAAAAGGACAACAGGCAACAGUGAGUCAAGACGAUCAAUCUCCAGUAAAUUCAAGAAAUUCUGAACAUAACGGAUCGCUUUGUCAAUCACCCGUGGAUGCUCCAGAUGUCUUGCAAGAAGAGUGUGACCCUCAUGAAAUGACAACAUUUAAACUGCCGCAAUAUGGACAUUUUGUAACCGUUCGGCGAACAGUUGCUGUCGUUGACGUGGAUGACUUGGCUUUCUUGUCUUUCGUUUGUGGCGUUCGUGGAGCGCCUUUUGACCUCUUUGACCUUGCUUUACUUCAGUUUGCGCUGCUUGCAGUACCUUCCUUUGCUUCGUUUGCACUGGAAGCAGUAGCCACUUCUGCUAUUUUCAGUCUGAUCCGCCUGUUCCAUUCGCUGCAUUUGCCGAACUUCCGUAUCGACAGUCUCGAAUUUGCUCUGUUUGCUUGUCUGGCUGUACUAUCUUUGACUUUUUGGGGUGUAGGGGGUGCUGCGCUUACUUGGCUCAUUUGGGUGAUUUGGGUGGUAUUGGCGGCUGUAGUAGAUGGAGCCGUCGGAGGCGUCCCAGGGGUCCAAUGGCUUUACCGGAUUUUCGGUUACCUAGUGUUUCUUCAGUGA
Molecule: messenger RNA, 1938 nt
Organism: Orussus abietinus
Lineage: Eukaryota; Metazoa; Arthropoda; Insecta; Hymenoptera; Orussidae
Source: RefSeq, a predicted model, not a curated record